AUGGCCUAUGAAUGUGCAUCUGUCGUCUUAAAACUAUUGCUUUUAGCUGGCGACAUUGAGGAAAAUCCUGGUCCCCCUACCCGCUUGUCUGCUCCGGAAGCAACCUCCGAUAUUUUGCAAGCCUUGCGAGAUCUCCAAACAGGUCAAGCUGCGCUAUUAACCGAGAUGAAGUGUCUCCGUACCAAACUGGCACAAAAUGACGAAACCCUCGGUACUAUCACUGAAAGACUUGGAAAAAUUGAGAUAGACUGCGCAUCCCUCCUUUCCCUGAAGAACGACAUUAAGGAAGUACAGGCAAUCGCGACGCAGAACUCACGUGAAAUUGCCAGUCUUACAGCUAGAGUAGAUGACUCUGAGGAUCGCGCCCGCAGAUCCAAUCUUCUAUUCUUUGGUCUCAAGGACAGUGCAAAUGAAACAUGGGCUCAGUCAGAACAAUCAGCAAUUGACGUAUGCAGUGAAAACCUUGGCGUUCCGAUAACACCAAAAGACAUUGAAAGGGCUCACAGAAUAGGCCGUUUCACCCCGGCCAAGACCAGACCCAUAUUCGUACGCUUUGCAAAUUGGAAAGACAAAGAUCGUGUACUGUCAUGCUCCAAAAACCUCAGAGGGUACCCGUACAGCAUCAGCGAAGAUUUCUCACCGGGCACACGCCUCGCACGAAAAAAAUUGGCCGAGUUUGCCAAAGCAAAAAAUAAACCGACAAAACUUCGUUACAACAAGCUAGUCAUCGAUGGCGUCACGUACGUGUACGACGAAAUCUCGGAAAGCGUCAUCCCGCGACCAUCAUAGCUAACACCGAGUUCACGUCACAAUCUGCAGUGUUCCGAGCACAUUUCGGAACCACGGGGGCCGUGCACUCCCUUACGUUCUGCUACUAACACUUUUCCCGUUCAACUCAUUUACACCAAUAUAAGAAGUCUCAUACCUAAACGAGACCAAAUACUACACAUAAUAGAAACUACCGAAUGCGAUU
Molecule: messenger RNA, 973 nt
Organism: Rhipicephalus sanguineus (brown dog tick)
Lineage: Eukaryota; Metazoa; Arthropoda; Arachnida; Ixodida; Ixodidae
Exons: 1
Coding region: 1-789 (262 amino acids)
Biological process (GO): retrotransposition
Cellular component (GO): ribonucleoprotein complex
Molecular function (GO): single-stranded RNA binding
Source: RefSeq, a predicted model, not a curated record